CUGGUGACAAUCAUUGAUCACAACUUCCCUCGUGGGACCUCAGCCCCUCACGUGAACGCUGGCAAACUGGCGCGUUCCACCCCACGGGACCACUUCACGCCGUGGGACCCCUCCACUGCUGCACUCUUUCCCUUCAACUUUGACCAUGACCUUCCCGCGCCCAUCUUCACCAUCGGCACCGAUGACGCGGAGGCGACGGGAGUCGCUGAGCUGCCUUGGAACCGUGCCAGCCGCAGAGAGUGCCGAGAUGUUGGUACCAUCACCGAUGUGUCCCUCAGUGAGAAUGUGCCCGAGGUGGAGAUUAUCAGCCUCCUGGAGGAGAGUGUCCCACACUACAGGCUGCGGGCGGACACCAUUUACGGCUACAGCCACGAUGACUGGCUGCUUACCCCCCUGGUGCCCCCCGAGGUCCCCCUCAGCCUCACUCCAGAGCAGAUCGAGGAGACCUUCAAAUACUUCUUGCUGUGUGCAGACCGGGUGGGUCAGGUGACCAAGACCUACCAUGACAUUGAGGCAGUAACGCACCUACUGGAAGAGAAAGAGCGAGACCUGGAGCUCGCUGCUCGCAUCGGCCAAUCACUGCUCAAACAGAACCACAGCCUCACCCAGCGCAACGAGGUCCUGGAGGAGCAGCUACAGCAAACCCUGGAAGAGAUUUCGCAGCUGAAACACGAGCUGUUGAUGAGGGAUGAUCUCCUGCAGCUGUACACGGACACCACGGAGGACAGCGACCCCAACCCUACCCACUCCACCGCGCUCCCAUGGAAUGCAUCGGCUUCAUCACUGCACAGCUUUGUGCAGCUGGAUUUUCUACAACAGAAACUGCAGGGACUGGAGGAGGAGAACAGCAGACUGCGACAUCAGGCCACACAGCUGACCACGGAGACGUUGGAUUAUGAGGAGCAGGAAGAGCUACUGGUCAUGGACUGCGUGACGGAGUUGGGACUCUCCAACAACCAGCUGGCGAUGGUGUCUGAGGAGCUGGCGCGCAAGGUGGAGGAUUGUACCCGUCAGCAGGAGGAGAUCAGCCGGCUGCUCGCACACAUAGUCAACCUGAAGCAGAAGUGUAAAGCCUGCACGACGGAGAACGAGGAGCUGAGUCAGCACAUGGCGUCACUCCGGGGGUCCAGAGAACAACUCAAAUCUGAGCUUUGGGAGCUGAAGGAGCGCUAUGCUGAGUGCAAGGGAUUUCUACAGGAGGCUCAGGAGGAGAUCAAGAACCUGCGGAACAAGUGUAUGCCCAACAGCUCCAUCAACCGCUACCACACCGUGCCUGUCUUCCCCAUGGAUUCGAUCGCAGCUGAGAUUGAGGGAACAAUGAGAAAAGGUCUACAUGGGGACAGUGCUGCCCUGCUGGAGAACGUUAACUGCAGCCGCCGGGUGUUUGAGACGGUCCGAGCCGCUAACCAGGCGGGGAAAUCCCGCUCCCAGUUGCCUCAGAAUAUUCCAGGCUCCAGCCACUCAUCAGCCGCUCCCUCGCGGGUCUCCAGCCGCAUCACCACCCCCAGGACCAGCUUCUACGGUUCGGAAUCAUCCAUUGAGGUUGCGGAGGAUAAAACCCCGUCGCUCAACGAUGAGAACAAGGAUGCGGAGAGGAAGCUUGGAACGCCAGGAACACCAGGCUGCCGGGACCUGGAGGUGGCCCUGCAACGCCUCUCCCUGAGCCGGGAAUCUUCGUGCUAUGAGAGUGAACGAGAGCACAAGCUGACGAUCCUGGCCAGUGACGGACCGGCCUCCCCCGCAGACAGCUUCCUGUCCAUAGGAACCAAUUACUCUGGAAGCUCCGGCUUCUCCCUCAGCUCUCGCUCCCUCCUCCCCGAAAAGCUAAAGAUCGUCAAACCACUGGAAGGUUCGGUGACCCUUCACCAUUGGCAGCAGUUAGCUCAGCCCCACUUUGGGGGGCUGCUGGAGUCCAGACCGGGGGUUCUAACCAAAGAUUUCCAGCUGCUGGAGCUGGACAUGGAGCAGGUUUACAAUCUGGCUGAUCUGGAGGAGGAUGAAGCUGACAUGGCCUUGUACCAGAAGCUGUUAUCACUACCCACAGACCCCAGCCCCAACUCCCAAGGGUACCAGUCUGGAAACCUCCUCCCUGCCACCCAGUACACCUGCACCAUUACUACCUGCCGCAUCCUGCAUCCUUUGGACGAGAUGUCAGUCGUCACGUCCAGUCCCAAUUACACAUCCAUCCCAUCCUGUGGGAAUUUAGAUACACUGAAACCUACCACAGUGAGGCCUGCUCCAUCCUAUGGGAAUCUUACCACAAUGAGAUCUACUCCAUCCUAUGGGAACCUUACCACAAUGAGAUCUACUCCAUCCUGUGGGAGUUUCGACACAUUGAGACCUAUUCCAUCCUAUGGGAAUCUCACCACAAUGAGAUCUACUCCAUCCUGUGGGAGUUUCGACACACUGAGACCUAUCCCAUCCUAUGGGAAUCUUACCACAAUGAGACCUACUCCAUCCUAUGGGAACCUUACCACAAUGAGAUCUACUCCAUCCUGUGGGAGUUUCGACACACUGAGACCUAUUCCAUCCUAUGGGAACUUUACCACAAUGAGACCUACUCCAUCCUGUGGGAGUUUUGACACACUGGGACCAGUCCCAUCCUAUGGGAAGUCUGACACACUGAGAUCCACCCUCUCCUGUGGGAACCUCACCACACUAAGACCUAUCCCAUCCUGUGGGAAUUUUGACACAGUGAGGCCAAUCCCAUCCUGUGGUUUUGACACCCUGAGAUCUAAAUCAGCCUAUGGAAAAGUUGACAAGCUGAGGUCUACAACAUCUUGUGGCAACUUUAACGCUCUGCGGCCUACAUCAUCUUAUGGUAACUUUGAGCCUCUGAGAUUUGCCCACCGAACACCCCGUCAAAAGCGUUAUCCGUCUGAGUCGUCCACAAAUUCACGGGAACAUACGACCACAAUGAGCACAUCUCUGGGAUUGGUAACCUUGUUAAAGGAGCAUGGGAUAUCUGCCGCUGUGUACAACCCAGCAAGCUGGGACACAGGAAAGAGUGUGGGUCAGAAUGAUAUUAUUAUUCACUACCAACCUGGGGAUAGUCUGUCCUCUUUCCCACAGCCAGGGGCACAGGUGAUCCAUUCUUCUGCCUCCCCCUUUGGACUGCAAUUGAUCAGCCUGACUGACAGACCUUUCCUGACUUCCAGUAUGGCCAGGUCCAUGAUGAAGGAGGUCAGUGGGGUAGAGGAACAGGCGAGUUUGAAUAAGAGCAAGGCUGAGAAGAAUAUCUUCAGCUUCAACUUGGUGGAAAAGCUAAAGAGACUUGGUUUAGACAAAGUGGUGGAACGAGGAGUGGUUCCUUCAGAGAACAAAGCAGUGAAGAGACUGAACAGCACAAGCAGCAGAGAGACAGUGGGACCAGUGGUGACAUAGUUCUGUUCAUUGAGCGGCAGGAAGAAAAUAAAUAGGAGCAAACGUGUGAACUGAACAGCCGGUUCGAUUACCAAACCUUUCCCAUCCACUUACAUCACAUUUCAGAAAGGAAGGGAAUUGUGUGUUUGUCAGAGGUCCUGCUGGGCAGGCCGACCUGGGUCCAGUUUACUCAGCAUAUUUUACUGUACGUGAAUCAGAUUCUAGUUGGUAAUUUAAUUCCUACAAUUAUAAAGGGUAAUUUCAGGAAAGCCACCUGGAAUCGACAUUCACAAGGAUUAAUGCUUUGUGUGUAAGCAUUUAUAGCCAUUCAUUAAGUGGGUUCAAGGGCAUGUUUACCAUCAGGGUGCCUGUGCCUGUCUCAUCCCUACGUAGUGAGUAACAGGGAUAUUACUUUAUGUGACUUGCAAUUUACCCAUUAUUAUAGCGAAUUAUAUUUUCAAGGAUUGAUUGAAUCAGUUGUGACCAAUAUUUAAACUAGGGCUAGGGCUCUAAUUAAGAGAAGACAACUCUGUAGAUAUUAAAAUACAAUUUUAAAUGGGAUUGAAAAUGUGAACCCAGAAGAAUACUUUGGGAUGCACGAAAACAGUAGAACAAGAGGCCACCGGUUUAGAGUUGUAAAGGGCAAUUUCAGGACAGCUACCAAGAAGUAUUUAUUUCCCCAAAGGAACAUUAAUGACUGGAACAGGUUGCUUGGAAGGGUAGUUGGGGCCAGAACAUUGGAAUGAAUUAAAAAAACAGCUUGAUGUUGUGAUGGAGGUCAGUAGAGAGGGAUGAAAUCAGAUGAGCAGAAGGGUUUUCUUCAUCUGAACUAAUCUUGUGAUCCAUAGUAGAGAUGCGUUACAUUGUGCUGUGGGAGGGAACGACAUCCAAAUUCAAGUUGUCUCAAUCGCUGAAUCUGAUCAAUUAAGAAUCAACUCCAGAACUUACCUCUCUAUGUCCCUGAGCUCAUGGGGGGGGGAGGAGAGGUGGAGAGAGGGUGUCAAAAAUAACAGCAACUCGCAUUUAUACAGUACCUCACUGUCCCAUGGUCUCUGAUUAGUACAGUGACAAUGUCAGAAUAGUAUAAUAAAUCAUGUGUUUGAUAUCCUUUACACGUCAUCAAAACGUCUCAAAUACCUCACAAAAUUUACAGUAAUGUGCAGCAACUGUGUACUUUGUAUUUGAACGCAGCAGCCAAUUUACACACAACAAAAUCCCCAGACAGCCAUGAAGUGAGUGACCAAUUUUAUCUGGGGGAUUGGUAGAGAGAAAUUCCUUUCUCAUUUUGAAUAGCGCCGCGGGAUCUUUAACGUCCUCCUGACCAGGCAGACAGGACCUCGGUUUAACGUUGCAUCCAAAGGAUGGAUUGUGGAAAGAGGCACAACAUCAGGAAAAGAGUUUUAAGUAGAAUUAAAGGGACCGUAAGGUAUGGAUCAGGCCUUUUGGCCCUACAACCACAUGAAAUUCCUCCCCCUCUGGUCCCUUCUCCCUCAUGGCUUGAUGUCAGGAAGAGCAAAACCUUUUUAGCAGCAGCAGGUUUCACAGUGAAGCGAGACUCUGCUAUGUGUCAGUGCAGUCAGGCUCUGCACUGCCCCGUCUCCAUCUCUCGCUCACUUUCUCGCUUUACAAUCAGACAUGGAAAUUGCCACGUUUGACAAACGGAUUCCAGGUGAGACAGCGACCCAGAGUUUCUCCCCCGUUCUUUAUCUGCACUUGUAAUGCAAAGUAACACAAUGUAAUUUAGUGUGAAAUAGAUGUGAAAUAUUGUUUGGGGAUUGUAAUUACACAAAUUCCUCACUGCUUUGGGCUGUUUGAACAUCACAGAUACUAGACGCUCACCAGGGAGACUCAGUGUGUCGGCAGCAGAGUUGAUCCUGUAAAUGUUUGUAAAAAGAAAUAAAGGAAAUAUAACUGUCCAUUGACAAGGCAGAUAAUCAGG
This is a messenger RNA of Callorhinchus milii (elephant shark), 5302 nucleotides long. RefSeq names its product trafficking kinesin-binding protein 1-like. Lineage: Eukaryota; Metazoa; Chordata; Chondrichthyes; Chimaeriformes; Callorhinchidae. The record is from RefSeq and is a predicted model, not a curated record. The transcript has 17 exons. Gene Ontology annotation, biological process: neurotrophin TRK receptor signaling pathway; anterograde axonal transport of mitochondrion; neurogenesis. The annotation marks the transcript as partial. Gene Ontology annotation, molecular function: signaling receptor binding. Gene Ontology annotation, cellular component: dendrite.